This is a messenger RNA of Fundulus heteroclitus (mummichog), 2945 nucleotides long. It is a transcript of the gene drc3, whose product is annotated as dynein regulatory complex subunit 3. Lineage: Eukaryota; Metazoa; Chordata; Actinopteri; Cyprinodontiformes; Fundulidae. Gene Ontology annotation, molecular function: protein binding. The record is from RefSeq and is a predicted model, not a curated record. Bases 504 to 1934 code for a protein of 476 amino acids. The transcript is spliced from 12 exons.
UAUCUCGCGAACUAAACCGUGCGCAAGAUAAAAAAAACAAAACAAAACAAAAAAAAAAAACGUUUAAUAAGGAAUAAUUUUGAGUUGCCCCAUUCUUUUAAUAAAUUAAACUGAAAAAAUAUUAUGUUUAAAUCCACCGUCUUUGUUAAUUAUAUUUAACAAAGACGCUUGAACGUAUCAACCUGUUGCUACGUAACACGGCGUAAACUGAGGGAAGACCGUUACAUGGCGACGUCUAGAGACUAAUCAAAAUUAAUAAAUAAAAUAACAGGCUAAAAACAAAGGAAACGCUUCAACUGGCAAGUUGGUUAAUUAUUUCCAACAAAUUAAAAUAAUUAUCUAUUUGAACAAUUUACUUCUGGGUGCGUCAACGUGUUGCUUAGCAACAAGAAGAAAACAAAAUUACGUAUGUCUUGGCUGUUUCGACUGAACAUUGAUUAAAAGAACAGUAACAUUCUUUUUAAUUAUUGUCAUUGUGUUCCAACAGUCUAAAUUGCAGCAACAUGGACAUGGACAUUGACUCUGAAUCUUCCUCGACGGAUGACGACACUCUGGAGAUUGAUUUUCUCCAACAUCUCAGUGAAAAAGAAAAACAGGCCCUACACAACAACAAUCUUGAGAGUCUCGACCAAAGUGAAUGCGUCAGUUUAUGCGUAGAAUUCAAAGAAAUCUCCAAGAUGGAGUUCCUACGUGAUUUUACAUCUCUGGUAAGGCUGGAUCUUAAUAACAACCUCAUCGAGAAGAUCUGGGGCCUGGACCAUCUGACUAAUCUAACCUGGCUUAAUCUGUCGUUAAACAGGAUCAAGAACAUUGAGGGUCUGGAGUCUCUGAGGAAACUUCAAUUGCUGAAUUUGUCCAACAACCAAAUCUCUCUCCUUGAAAACAUGGAUACACUUGAGAACCUCAGUCACUUCUUCAUUUCAAAAAACCUCAUAAGACAGAAGGAGGCCGUGCUCUACCUCAGGAGGUUUAAAAACUUGUUCAAACUCUCUAUCGCUGGAAAUCCUUUCAACGAGAAGGACAAUCACUCGUUUUAUAUUGCUGCCUUUCUCCCAAACGUGAGGCUCUUAGAAAACAUUUUAAUUGGCCAAAAGUUGAGAGAAGAAGCCUCCAUCAAAUACCAAGAUGAGCUCAAGGAGUUAGGAGUUCAAGAGUCGCAGGAACAGCAACACGCUAAUGGGUUCGAGCAACACCAGGAUGCGUUUGUAGACAAUACUGUAAUGAAAGGCAAUGCAGAGUCAAUCAAGCCACAAUGCCUUCCAGGAGUGGCUCCUGCACUUCAGACAUUUAAGAGUCAAAUGACAGAGCUGUGUUCGCAGAAAUUUGCCAUAGGCUCAGCUGAGCACCAACAAAUGGAGGCAGAGUUGAACUCUUUCAUCUGUGGCCAACUUGAGACUAAGGCUUACUACCAGCAGAGGGUGGCACAGAUUCUAGGAGAGUUUGAGGAACAGCAGACACAGAGGAGAGUCACAAUAAAGAGGCUAGAAGACCCAGAGGUAAAAAAGAUUCAAAUCAACAACUGCAUGGAUGAAAUCUCGCAGCUCUACAAAAGCCUCUUCACUCUGGAGUUUGAAUUGAUCGGAAAUCUAGACGUAAGAUUACACGAGAUUCUCUUUGUUUAUGAAAUAAUUUACUUUAGCCUCUGCUGUUGUGUCUUUUUAUAUCAGGACAAUAUCAAACAGUUUGACAGCUACCUCUCUGACAUGCUGUUUACAAGCAACGAUUCAGCCGGCCAUGAUGACCCCCUGGAGACAACUGAUGACGCAGAAAUCCAGAUGGUUACACAAGUCAAUGACUUGAAAGCAGCUCUCAUUAACAAAAUUCAGGAAAAAGAGGAAAAGAGGAAUCGCAUGCGGAUCUCUGAAAUCCAACAAUAUGUCGACUAUCUGAGGAAACAGCUGGAAGAUUUCAUUGCACCAGAGGCCUCUCCAUAACAGUCAUUCAUUUUGUCGCCCCAUUUUUUUGUUAAAAUCCUUGAGCCUUGCAAAAGUGGUUUGAAUUUUGUGUGAUAGACCAACUUGUAUUUUGGCAUAUUUGUGAACUCAAAUGAAAAUAUCUGCUUUUUUUUAAUCACAAAAACAAAAAACUCAACAUGUAGGAUGAAUAUUCAGCUCCCCGUACUCUGAUAAAACUAAAACAAAUUGAGUCCGCCCAUGUGUAAUUUAGUUGUAGUAUCAACCCUGUUGUUCUUUGACAGCUUCAGAAAUUUAGAACAGAGGUUGGAGAACAUUAGGAAAUACAUAUUAUUGUGAAAACUAGGAAACUGCUUCUGUUAUUUUUUUUGUCUCUUCUUUGUCUUCUCAUUCCCCAGUUGGUCUUGACAGAUGGCCGUUGACACUGAGCCUGGUUCUGCUGAAGCUUUCUUCUUGUUAAAGGGGAGUUUUUCUUUCUACUGUCGCUACAUGCAUGCUCAGGAUAGCUGCAAAGUCAAUGAUACAAUGCAUGCCGAAUGUUAAUGACUUGAUGCAAUCUGCUAAUUUUCCUUAGAUAGAAAACAUUUAACCAAACUGAAUAAUAAACUAAGCAUGACGAUUGCAUGAUAAAUAGGAUCAAUUGGAAUUUAUGUAGUUGACUUAGAAUCUGUAUAUGACUUCUUUGAAUUGACUUGUUUUUGUGACAUGUUCUUUGAAUUGACUUGUUUUUGUAACAUGUUGUGAAUUGGUGCAAUAUAAAUAAACUUAAUUGGAUUAAAACACCACAGAGUAUUAUAUAUGGUAAGGUUGAGGAGAAGUUUGAAAUAGGGUGAGAUUAUAAAACCAUACUGUUGCACUUUUCAACCCAUUGCUCUGAAAUGGAAAGAAAAUGGCAUAACAUUAAAUGCAACAGAUUAUGACUUGCCACCUAAACUAACAGGCCAGGUAAGAAAAGCAUUAAUGUAGCUAACAGGCCCAUGGAGGAGCUUCAGAGAUCCACAACUCGGGUGGGAAAAUUGCACACCCCUAAUC